AAUACCGUUGAAUAUUCAAACACAGGGUUUUAUACAAGACCAUCAAAGAUAUACACUUGUAUACUACCAUUUACUUUCUAAUUAUUGUAAGAUUUAUUCUUUUACUUUGUUGAUUCGAGCGUAAAAAUAUGUCAUUAUUUUGAAAGUUGGGAGCGGAAGUUCUGGUGGCCUUGUUGCUGCUUUGAUUAGUUCUUCAGUCAACAGUUUGGAUGCCCAUUGAACAAAAUUCUGCUUUAAAUGGGAAGAUAUAAAUGUGCGUACGAAUGCGAAAGCUCCGGCGAGUCGGAUGUGAAGUAUUUUAAAUUUCCCCUGUACAAUCCCCGAAAGCUCAAGAAAUGGCUCGGCAACAUGAAGUUGAAGGACUGGAACCCGACUCGCUUCUCUGUGCUGUGCAUCAAUCACUUCGAGGAAAAACACAUCGACAGGACGGGAAAAUGUGUGAAACUUCGGGAAGACGCGGUUCCCACCGUAUUUUCAUCUCCUGGCAAAACACAGAAAAGAGAGGCUUCCAGUGAACCAAGAAGAAAGAGAUUCAAGUCAGCUGGUGCUAAAACCUCACAGAGGAGUCCGGCUCCGUCUCCAGCGGUCACUCCUACCGCGGCAAAGAGAAGCGCCCAAAACCAGGAGCCGAGCCAGGCGGAGGAAGAGCCUCACGGGGACAAAGACCCCCAAACGUCACAUGACAAAUGGAGGAUUAUAGUAGAUGAAGGACUGAUGAAGAUUGAGUCAUUUCCACACUUCUUCCACGGAGAUUAUUGCGCACCGCGGGGUAUCCAGUGGGCUCCAGAUGACGAUUUGAGUACCGACCGGGAAGACCCGGAGAAGGUGAUCGAUGUGAAAGAGCCGUGGCAGUGGCUCGGUCUGGACGUCAGAGGGCCGCUGCCCCAAACGCUGAACGCACACCGGUACAUCCUGACUCUAACGGACUACUUCUCCAAGUGGGUGGAGGCCGUGCCCAUGCAGUCAUGCCUCCCCGAGGACGUAGUGAAGAACGUGGUUGACAUCAUUGCCCACUUCGGGUACCCGAUUAGGAUACUAUCCAGACUUCCUCAUGGCAUAGUCCACAAAAUCAACAGAGAACUGAAAGAUCAGCUGAAGGUCACCGUCGCUCUCGUCGUCUACCAUCAGCAGACGGGCACCAUGGAUUUAAUCACUCAGCAGCUGAUUGACAGGAUGGUAAGCGAUCUGGUAGAGGAGCAUGCGGCCGACUGGGACGUCUACCUGCCCGCCAAGGUGUUCAGCCUGUGUUUCAAAGAGCACGCCAAGACCAAGGAGAGGCCCUUUUCAGUGCUGUGUUGUAGGGGACUGGAGCCCGUCACAUCCCCCAGAGGACUGGACUUUGCUUAUUCCAAGAUCCAAGAGAGUGGUUUUGUUAUUCGAUAGAUCUCUACAGUUCAUUUGGUCGAUAGAUGUGGAAUUUUGUACGGAGUUGGUUUUUAUCAACACAUAGAGGGGGACGAGUAUUUUCAGAUCCUGAAAGCGUUCUGACUGCAGAGGACUGCCAUGGAAAAGUGCUGGAACUCUUCAGGCUUUUACGGCCACAUGGGGAAUGUUUACAUCAUCUGUCACUCUGCCGAUGACUGCAGUUGAAUCCAGAUUAUGUUUUGGUUUUGACCUGUUUCUUGCACUGCUUGUAUCAUUGUUUUGAAAUUCAUCUUUCAUAUUAGAAUAUUAUGUGUCCUGCUAGAAGAGCAAAAACAGAUUUACCAGAUAAGAGGUCUUAGUUUAUACUUAAACCUCAUGCGUCAGAUUUACGUUAUCAGGAUUUAUUUGUACUUUUGAGGCCACUGUGCCAGAUUUAUGGCCUUGUUCCAUCAGUGUUUUGUGAAACUGAUGAAUCCUCAUCCAGUUCUCUCAGUUGGCAAAUCUGUGUAUAAAAUGUAAAACGUGUAAAUAAAGAUGCGUUAAAUUUG
Molecule: messenger RNA, 1913 nt
Organism: Pungitius pungitius (ninespine stickleback)
Lineage: Eukaryota; Metazoa; Chordata; Actinopteri; Perciformes; Gasterosteidae
Exons: 12
Coding region: 238-1383 (381 amino acids)
Biological process (GO): DNA integration
Molecular function (GO): sequence-specific DNA binding
Source: RefSeq, a predicted model, not a curated record